Stylophora pistillata is the source of this 2495-nucleotide messenger RNA. RefSeq lists its product as uncharacterized. Gene Ontology annotation, cellular component: membrane. Gene Ontology annotation, biological process: sensory perception of taste. The record is from RefSeq and is a predicted model, not a curated record. Lineage: Eukaryota; Metazoa; Cnidaria; Anthozoa; Scleractinia; Pocilloporidae.
ACAAUACAGGAACGAGGCAAAGUAAUUUGUCCCUCUAUGGUGUUUAUUAUUGUACAGAUUUAACUUAGUCCCACUAUGCAAACAAAGUCAUCUAGAGACAUAGGGAUUAGCAAAAAAAAUUCUUUUGUAAUGUAAAACAUUUAGAUGCCCUGAAAUAAUUUCGAAGUCAUUAGAAUGACUGUCUCAAAUCGUAGCCAGUAACAGACCGAAGGAAACUCAUCUGUAAAGGCUCUUCAGUUACAAAACCAUGGCUUCCCAAGAGCUGCCCCUCAAUGAGGCCUCCAAGCAAGUUCAUUCUCGUUCAAAAAGCACAACUUCGUUAGUUGUUCCGUUACCCGAGGAGGCAAGUGACAACGAGCAGAUUUUGAAGGCAUUGAACGACAUGUACAGUCCGGUGCUGAGGCUAAUGAAGAUUUUCGGAUCUUAUUACGGACAGACAAACUUGAGACAAUUGGAAAACAUGCCAACUGGAAAGCAUAUCUUUUCGCGGAUGUAUUGUGGUUUGAUGAUGUCUUUUAUCUGUUUUAAUGUCGUCACGUCUGCUUCUGUGAUUUUUAAUUCAGGAUUAGCUUACACAUUUCUUAUGUAUGCCGUAGGCCACCUUUUAAUGUUAAUCUGUGGGAUCACGUCGCUAGUUCUUCUGCCGUUAACUAGAACAAAAAAAUCCCGAUUUGAAAGGUUUCUUCGCUGUUUGCUCACAAACGUAAAAUCAACCAACUUAAAUUUUGUGAAGAAAGAGUCAAGAAAAGCCCUUUUCAUAACCUGCUUUUUAUCUUUGUUUACCAUUUUUUUCACGUUUGUUUGUAGUGAAAUAUUGGGUAUCAGUAUCUCUUGUUGUGAGCCUUGGAGUACAUGGUCUGGUUUUAGAGUAUUUGCUUUCUUUUCUUCGUUAACUGGCUGUGCAGUGUGGUUGCUUUCGACAUUUUUCUUCUGUCUCACUUGUAUAAUCUUAGUAAAAUGUUUUGAUGACUUUUAUCAGAGAAUGUCAUCAUUACCUCCGCUACCUAUAGACUUUCUGUCUUUAAAGAUGGAAUAUCAUAAAUUAUCUGAAGUAGUGGAGCUUGCUGACAAGAUGCUCGCUCCAACCCUCUUUGGAAUCAUAGCCAUUUUCAUUCCACUAUUGUGUAUCAGUUUCUACAACACCUUUAUCCUAAUAGAAGGCACGGAUCCAUUAACCCUUGUCAUGAAUCUUAACUGGUGUCUUGUUGCAACGACUAUCUUGGCAAUUGCUCUCUUCUUUGGAUCCAAAGUGAGCGAAAAGAUUCACACUUUUCAAAAGACUUUGCAAACACUACCCAUCUCGGCAUCAGAAGAAGGAAAGGUGUUGAUGCUUUUAUUUGACCUUUAUGGAGAGCCAAAAGGUUUAUCUAUCGGAGGCUUGGUUGUUAUUACAAAGUCAACAUCAUUGACGAUUGUUGGAGUCACUGUCUCUUACUUUGCUGUAAUGUUGUCUUUGCCGCGUUAACAUCAAUUACUUACUCGGAUUGGGAGCUGUAAAAGUACACCCUGAGAAACAGAAUUUAAUUUCUAAAUCUAUUGCGUAAUUUUAAAUAUAGGAUGUGUUCUUUUUUUCUCCCAUAAUGAAACAGCUUGUUUUUAAUUUUAUAAUAAUCAAUUUAUAUUUGCACCCUUCGCUUCUUGAUAUCUUUUCGAGUUAAAUAUAGAUUUUGUUAAAACAUAAUCUAAAAAAAUGUUUACCCAUAUAGAAAUGGCAAAAAAAGAUGUACAUCAAUUGUGACGCGUGCUUUGGCCAGUAACAAUAUCUGAUUCCCUUUUACCUUUUAGGGACCCACAUUUUUAAUUGAUCGUUCUAUGUUAACGACAAAUGAAUCGAAACGUCUAGUUAAAUACUAAGAACUUCGUCAUUACUAGCGAACAAGUUGGUGAUCACCAAAUCUCUUGAUUUCUUAUCAAUUUUCUUACCUAACCAGUCGGUACUCCAAUGUUUGGGUAAGUUUCAACGACAAAUUAAUCGAAACGUCUAGUUAAAGAGUAAGAGCCUCGUCAUUACUGGCGAACAAGUUAGUCAGUGAUCACCAAAUCUUUUGAUUUCAUAUCAAUUUUCUUACCUAACCAGUCGGUUUGGGUAAGUUUCAACUAGUAUUUGUGAACAGGCGUUUCACCUCAGCAUAAAGACUCUUCAGAUUCCUUAGAUUAUGGAUUUUUUUAAGAAAACUCUUUGUGCAUGUUCAAAGUAAUGUCCAUAAAGUUCAAGUGGGUUAAGAAUUAUUUAUGACAGGUUUUCAUUGCAUAAAUGUAAUUCAUAAACAUGCGAUUAAGGACCGAACUACUAGCAUGUUAAAAAACACUCCUUCGUGUGUGGGUGGUUUGCAUUUCUGGAAGAAAGGUGCAAAUUUCUAAUCGAUGGCCGUUCUCGCACUUAUGAAAAGUAUGAAAAACAAGUUUGGUUCAUAUGGAAUACUUUGUAGUUUAAAAACGAAAGAAAAAUGAAAAAAAUAUAUUUAAAAACGAAAGUUGAAUUAAAAAAAAAAAAA